Molecule: messenger RNA, 7211 nt
Organism: Ylistrum balloti
Lineage: Eukaryota; Metazoa; Mollusca; Bivalvia; Pectinida; Pectinidae
Product: serine-rich adhesin for platelets-like
Exons: 16
Coding region: 1-6390 (2129 amino acids)
Biological process (GO): regulation of transcription by RNA polymerase II
Cellular component (GO): mediator complex
Molecular function (GO): transcription coregulator activity
Source: RefSeq, a predicted model, not a curated record
AUGGCAGCCGCAUUGGGGGAUACCCCCAGUAGCUGGGAUAAUCAUGGAGAUAGAACAGAAGCUUCGGCUGAACAGGGUCAAACUCUGUCUCUCCUGAUGGAAAAACUACAUGGACGAGCUUCCCAGCACAAAACCUGGGCUGACAGCAUCAAGGCUGUCCGCAUGGCCAUCAUGAAUGAUAAGCGGCAGCAGUCGGAUGCUUUGGAGCGGAUGCACAUACAGACAUGCUUAGAUAAACUGCAUCGGGCCAUUAAAGUGGUGAAUCAACAGUCUUUACUGGAGAGGUUGGAAUCCAUAGCCCGUCAGCUUGGUCUCAGCUUCAGUGUGCCUUCCUCACCAGAGAAUCGUGCUGUCAUCAGCUCGGAGAUGUUCCGUGUGGAAAUUAUCAUGGAAACUGGGGGUGUAGUUAAGGAUGUCAAGGUUUUUCACAAUGGAGAUCCAACGAGUUGUGAGGAGCUUACAGAAAUAUUAAGCAAGGGGCAGUUUGAUGAGUUUGUUGUUCACCUAGAAGGUCUGCAGGAUAUCUACAAGAUACCGGGUGACAAAAAACAGAAGUCAAAGGCCUUCUUAGCCUUGCAUUCUCUGGAAACAGAUCUCAACAACCUUGCUCAGCUACAAAGUGCUAUUAAGGGGGUGGCCAACUGUAUCCACAAGUCACCGCUUGGAAUUCUGUUGCCUCGAAAGGGUGGAUGUCCAAUGAAAUUAAUAUACUUUGUUUCACCAUAUGAUCUGUUGGAUAAAAAAACCAAAUCGCCACAUCCUAUGACUGUAGAAGCUAUAACAGAGUAUGAGCUAGGCCAGAGUGUGACAGUGUGUAUAGAACCCUGCAGUCCUAAUAAGCUACAAACAAUACCACUGAUGAGUGUUGUCAAACAAGAUGGCAAGAGUCUUCCCUGCUUUCAAGGCCUUUCCAACGUAAACAGUUGUACCUUGUCUGCCUGUUUUGUGUUGGUCCUUCCCCAGCCAAUUCCAGUGGCCAUGUCCAAUGUGCAAUCUAUCCAGAGUGUAACAGAACUAGAUGUGAUAUCUGUUGGUGAGACGAAGCCCUUGUUACAACUCAUAAAUCAACGGGCAGCCAAAUCACAGAGUCAUAAGGAGGGCAAGGAAUUUUUUGUUACAUUGCCCGAUCAGCAGCAUGUAUAUUUUAUGAGUGACAUCAGUGGGUGUUCACUUGACCAGCCAGCCAUCAUGGUCAGCCGAAUCCCAUUCACACACCCAACUAGUGUGGCACAAGUCCUUAAUCAUCUUCGACAACAGGUCAUCUUUAACACUGUUAUAGAGAGUUGUAUUCGGCCUAAUGCACAACAGGAUAUCAAGAGUUCUGUGGUGUUUGAUUUAGCAGCAGCCUCAUUACAGAGUUUGACAGUUACGUUUGAGCAUCCAUUACAAGAUACUAUGGUAACAGCUGAUGUGGACUUGUGUGAUAUUACCAAUGUAAAGUUCAAAGUGUGUAUAGGUCAGGACGGUGAGGAACUCUGUUCGGAUGAUAUAGCAACAAAAAUAUUCCAAAGGUGUUUGUCUAUACCAGUCACCCUGCGAUCUGUAAUACACAAAGUGUCAGAAAAACUACGCAAGGAGCCCACACCAGAACCUGUGCCAACAAACAACCACAGAAAGCAGUGGCCCAACUUUCUACCAAUUCGCUACAAUCCUGUUCACAUUCAUAUGGACAAUAAACAGACAAAUCUACUACACAAUCUGUUGCCACCACAACAAGUGCCCAUCAAGAUGCAGCCAAAUAUGGCUGUACCUGUGGGUCUACCUCAGAACCCAGUGAUGGACACUAGUACCACUCCCACGGACGACAAGCCUAGCAGUAAUCCUCUCCUGGCUACUCUUCUGGACCAGGACUCUCCCAGUCCCGAUUCAUCUCCCGUCAACGAAAGUCCCAUGUUGUCCAAGUUACUAGGGGAUGAUACUCCAGCCCUCGCUUCAAGUAUCCCUGCACCACGUGCACAGAAAGCUAGAAAACUAGGCAAGAGACGCUCACGAGAUACACUCAGUGGACGAAGCCCUAAGCAUAGAGUGUCCGACAGUGAUAGUAGUAGUGUUAGUAUGGACCAUUUAGAUUCCAGUAUUUCAUUUGAUGACUUGCAUCAUCCUGGUUCUGGUGGAGGGGCAACAGGGGGAGGGAUGGGUCAUGCCCAUCCUCAAACCCGAGAGGGAAGUAGUUCAAGUAUGACUAUUGACCUUACUACACCAGAACCAUAUCCCAUGGAAUCACCCAUGAAAAAGCUGGAGAACACUUUGGAUAGAAUUAUACCCAAGGACCAACAACAAUACCAACAACUUCAGCAACAGCAACAACAACUUCAUCAACAGCAGCUUCAACAGCAACAUCAGCAGCACCAACAACACCAGCAGCACCAGCAACACCAGCAACAAAACCAACACCAGCAACAAAACCAACAUCAGCAACAAAACCAACAGCAGCUUCAAUACCCUCCGCAACCGGACCUGCAUGGUCGGCAGGAUAAGGAGUUGUCCAUGUUGUUAUCUGAUGGCAAGGAUGCAGAUAACAGAAAUUUUUACCCAACAUCUAAUGCCGGGUCAAAAAACGAGAUAUCGUCUACCUCUCUUGAGGCGCUCCUCAUAGGGUCGGGAGAGGUAACUAAGACAACAGAUCCAACCUUCUACACAAACAGUCAAACCAACCUUCGCGGGGAACUCAGAAAGGGACUGACAUCACCGGGAGUGGUUAGACAAAACUCUAAUCAAAAUGCUCAAAACCAACAUUCCGGGGAGUCGGGGGAACACAAUCCCUCUAGUGUUGGCUCUUCCCGCGGUUCAACUAGCUUUUCCCCUAACUAUAGUGAUUGUGACACUCCAAGGGAAAACAAUUAUAAGUCUUGUGAUAGUCAUCCGUACAGUCUGAGUGCAAUGUUGAGUAGCAAUGUUAGCAGUGGUGUUAACAAAACGGCAGCUAGCUUUCCCACCACACAGAUGGUGUACAGCAACAAUGUAAGUGUGCAACAGCGAGAUAUUAAACUGGAAAAGAUGGAAAAUUCUUCUUUACGAUCGCUAUUGGACGGAAAAAAUCGUUUAGAUAACAGUAUUGUGAAUAGUGAUGUGCAAAUAAAGUCAGAACGAAACUUAAAUCUGAAAUUAACAUUAAAGAGAGCGCCCCGUGUGAUGGAAAGUUCACCUUCACAUGUCAGUGAUGUGUCAUUGCCGAAGAGUAAAAGUACUGGAAUGUUUGACUUUCAAAGUGACGAUGACGAACCUUUCGAGAAUUUUAAGGAACGUCGGAAUAUGACAGUGAGUGUAAUCGCCCAGUCCCCUACCAGGCUUCAAAUUAAGCCUAAAAUGGCAAAUAUUUAUGAUUCAAACAGUGGCAAAAUAGACAAAUACAAAAAGAAUGAGCUCAGGCAUAGUAGUAGUGUGGGUGAUACUGGCAAGAGAAAACGAAAGCUAGACUCAAAGAAAGAGAAAAAGAAGCGGAAAACGGGAGAUAGAAGUAAUGAUUCCAUGGGAGAGGCAGCUGUGUAUACGACUUCUACGAUGGAAACAGAAGUGAAAAGUGACAAUUUAAAGGUGAAGUUUAUCAAAAGUGGUAGUAAAGUUUCAAUGGAAAGUAGUCCAAAGACUUCCUCCCCUUCCUCUUCUAAAGACAGAGAGAAAGGAGAGAGUUCGAGGAAGGCUUCUAAGGAACAUUCAGACAAGUACGAAGUGUCUUCUGUAAAGACUAAAUCCUCAUCAUCUAGUAGUCAAAAAUCUUUAUCUUCAUCACAUAGACACCGUUCAAUUUCUUCACCUAGCGUCACAGUCAGUAAAGCUGACUCAAAGCUCAUCACCAAAACACCAACGAUAAAACUGAAGCCCAUUACCAUGCCUCACAGCUCCUCAGUGAAUGUUCCGUCUGUCAAAGCUCCAGCUACCAGCUCCUCUUCCUCCAGUAAGAAUGCGCUCACCCCAACAUCAGCAACAAUUGGUAGAAUUGGGGCAGUGUCCUUGGCAACCUCUGGCAGUUCUAAGAGCGGGUCAAUGACACCGCCCCCAUCUGGGAAAUCCUCUUCAUCAACGUCAGUGAAAACGCCCCCAAUUGGCAAGGGGCCUACGGCAGCAUCUAUUUAUUCAAGCAAGUCUCAGACAUCGUCGUCUACCUCAGGGAAGUCAUCAGCAGGAUCCACCAGUAGAAAUCUCGCUUCGUCAGGCCGAAACUCUACAGGGAGUCUGUCCAAAGGGUCUAAUGGGCUGCCAUCUAGUGGAAACAAAAUUUAUUCCACUGAGAGGAAAGGUGGUUCGCCUUCACUUUCUGGUGGAAGAAAUACACCCAACUCCUCAGUAAAGUCGAGUAGUUCCCUGACAAAAUCGUCUACCUCAUCCAGUAAACCCCAGUCUGGGAGCUCAACCAAUGCUGCCAAUGUGUUAUCAUUUCUGAACACGAAUGCCAGUGGAAUAGCUAGUCUACCACCAAUCCCCAAACGAUCUGCAUCCUCAUCUUCUUCUUCUUCCAGCAAAUCCACAUCCACACCACUGUCCGCAGCAAAUCCUCCCUCAUCCACAGUUUCCUCUACAUCUUCAUACUCAUCACCCGUAAAUGCUACUGCUGCCAUGAAGUCCUCGAGUGCCAUAAACAGUAGUACAAGCACAUCAGUUUCCAAACCAAACAGUGUCUCUGGAUACAGUGGAGGCACAAACAAGACAUCCAGUGUUACAAUGACUACAGCUGGUGGUAAAGGGGGCAAUCCAAUCAACAAGUCAAACAACACCUCGCUUCCCAACCAGCAUUCUGUGAAUAAAUCGGUAGGCAACAGCUCUACACCCCCUAGUAAUGCUAAUCGUAGUUCAAACAGUUCCAAUGUGUCUACCAGGCCUUCCUCUGUGUCCGGAACAACCAAUGACACAGUCAACAAAAGCUCAAAUAAGUCAAGCAUUGUACCUUCAUCAAGUUCUAACAAUAUCAACAACCAUAGCGUUAACAACAAAAUCUUCCCUCCCAGCUCUACUGCACACAACUCCAGCAGUAAAUCUAGCAUUGCGCCUGUCAACAACAUGGAACGAGAACCUGUGAAGAAACCCUCGGUAAUAGCACCUGCCACUACAGUCAGCAGUAGUGGUGUUACUACAAGUGUUAGCAGUACAAUCAGUGGUAUUGCAGGCAAUGGGAGUCCUGUCAGCACUAUUGUUACCAGUUCAGUAGCAGUUCCUGCCAUGUCAGUCAGUGGAGGCAAUGGUGGCACCCCAGCUACUCAUUCCUCCCCUAGUAGUUCUACAGCAGGUACCUUGUCUGCUAGCGCAAUGGCCAAAGCCAGGGCCAGGAAAAGCUCUCUGUCUGCUGUCAUUGACAAACUCACAAAGUCCAGUCAGCAAAGUGUUCAUGUUAGCAGUGUCCCUGAGGGUGGAGAAGGAUCCCCGGGGGAGGAGAGGGGGUAUGAUGAUGCCUUCGAGGCAGAAACAGAGCUUCAGGAAGGUGGAACUGCUGCAAAAACAAUUAUAAAUUCCCAGCCUAGUGAGACAGGCAAAAACGCAAGCAGUAAGUCUGUACAGGGCAGAGGGCGAGCAGAAUCUAUAGACAGUAAAACUGUAUCCAGUGCUAGUGUGCAGAAAUCACCUGCUAACAAGACUUGUUCAGAUAGUCCCAGCAAAAAAGGAAGUGUUGGUGACAAAUCAGCUGCUCCACGGGAUGGACGUAGUGACUCUAGAAAUUUAUUCUCAUCAAUCAUGGAUAGUUUAUCCUAUGAAGAACAGACUUCCAAAGGUGAUAAAUCUGUUGGUGAAAGUGAUAAAACUGUAUCUAAUUCCAAAAGUAAUUCAUCUUCACAAGUAUUGAAUGUUGGCAGUAAUGAACGUGAGGGUGGAUCACUGUCACGAGACGUUGAUCACCCAAGUCCUGCUAAAAAGGCAAGAACUCAUUCUCCGAAAGCAAAUCCUAACAAAUUCAAUGGGGAAACAUCCUCCCCUAGAGAUGCGGAAAGAAAGAGUGACAUUGAAAAAGAUUUCUUUAAAGUGCCAACACCCAAGUCUAAUAGUGUAGAAGAGAAAGACUUGGAGGACACUGAGAAUUUAGUGGUGAGGAGAAAGUCGCGUACAAGUACAACCAGACCUGUUCUUAGUCCAGCCAGUCCUGCCAGUAGCCCUGAGAACCUUAUAAUUGACUGUCAGACAAUGUCUCCGCGUACACUUCAAAACAAAACCAACUCACCACAGUGUAACCAGGAGGUGUUGGUAGCUGACACUGUUAUAGAGAACAACAGAAGGAUUAACUCUGGCAUCAAGCCUCCCAAGACUCAUACACCAUCUCCUAAAUUAAAGGGCACACCUCCAACGAAUUCUCCCAUCACCGUGGUGACAAAGGACCACUCCAACCCCAGUUCUGUUUCAAAUCCCUCUCCAUGUGACAUUGACGAUGACCUUAUGAAUGAGGCCAUAAUGGGUUUUAACAGCUGAAUGUUUGACAAUUAACAAGGCGAUGUCCUAGUCAGCCACCUCAGUAAUCACUAUCAUCAGGAUCACAACAGCUGAAUGUAUGUUACUAAAAUAACGGUGUAAAUCUAUGUAGAAAAAAUCAGUUCAACAUAAUUUUUUCAAAAAAUGUUUUGUCAAACCAAAAUUGAUGUACCCAGUACUCAAAUAUUUCAAAUGUCUUAAUUAAUUUGACUCUGUUAUUGGACAAUGAAUCAUGAAUGUUAUAUAUGUAGCUUUUGGGCCUAAUUUAAACUGAAUUGGAUAAACUGAUAUCAAUCUGGGCACAUUAUUACACAAGUUUUAUAUCCUGGAUUUGGAAAAUAUUUAGGCCCAUUAAGGGAAUAAAAAGCAUUUAUCAGUCCAGUAAGAACUACUUGCAGAGGGAAUAUGAAGGGUAAAGCUGUUCUCCAUUCAGUCAAAUAAUAGUUCCUGGUUCGUUAUGAAGGGGUAUUGUCAUUAGGCAGGUACAAAGUGAAGGAGAAAAUGAUAGGGCAGGUUCUUUUGUGAUGAUUUGUGGUCGUCAGUGUUGUAAAAGUCCUAGGGUGAUGAGCCGAGUUGUCUGUGAUGUGUAGGCCCAGAAGUGAUGACCUGGAGUUGUCAGUGAUGUGUAGGUGAAGGAGUGAUGACCUGGAGUUGUCUGUCAGUGAUGUGUAGGUCCUGGAGUGAUGACCUGGAGUUGUCUGUCAGUGAUGUGUAGGUCCUGGAGUGAUGACCCGGAGUUGUCAGUCAGUGAUGUGUAGGUCCUGGAGUGAUGACCUGGAGUUGUCUGUCAGUGAUGUGUAGGUCCUGGAGUGAUGACCUGG